Molecule: messenger RNA, 1180 nt
Organism: Marmota flaviventris (yellow-bellied marmot)
Lineage: Eukaryota; Metazoa; Chordata; Mammalia; Rodentia; Sciuridae
Gene: Rnaseh1
Product: ribonuclease H1
Biological process (GO): DNA replication, removal of RNA primer
Molecular function (GO): magnesium ion binding; nucleic acid binding; RNA-DNA hybrid ribonuclease activity
Source: RefSeq, a predicted model, not a curated record
AGCCGGGAGAGCGAGGCGGCUGCGGGCGCGGGCCUGAGUGAUGCGCGGGCUGCUACCUCUAGCCGGCAGAAUAGUUCUGGUCGCGCUGCGCGGCGGCCGCGGCUGCUGCGGGCUCGGAAUGUUCUACGCCGUGCGCAGGGGCCGCAGGACCGGCGUCUUCCUCACCUGGAAUGAAUGCAAGGCGCAGGUGGACCGGUUUCCUGCUGCCCGGUUUAAGAAGUUUGCCAGUGAAGAUGAGGCCUGGGCCUUUGUCAGAAACUCCGUGAGCCCCGAUGGUGAAGGCUCUUGUCUUCCAGAGCAAAAAAAUACUCAUGCACAGGAGUCACAGGUGAAAGUCAGCAAGCGUCUCAGAGAGCCCUUAGAUGACCAUGAAGAAGAGGUCUCAGAGCCGAGUGCGAAGUAUGUGCGAAAGAACACAGAGCCAGCCCCUGCCCUUGGCAAGGACACAUUUUCUUAUAUGGGAGACUCUGUGGUUGUCUACACCGAUGGCUGCUGCUCCAGUAACGGGCGGAGGAGAGCACGAGCAGGAAUUGGUGUCUACUGGGGGCCAGGCCACCCUUUAUGCAUGUUCCUGGUCAUUCGGGAUUUGUGGGCAAUGAAGAGGCCGAUAGGCUGGCGAGAGAAGGGGCUCGGCAGUCUCAAGACUGAGUGGAGUCACUUGGGUGCUCUGGAGAAGUUUGGCCCAAAGUGCUUGGGCGUUGAUUUUUAUAAGAAAUCAAUAAAACAUUGGUUAAAAGAUGCUGACAGGAACUCAGGAAGAAUUGUGGAAGAGUUCGCUGACCUUCUGAUUUUCAAGGUGGAGUCACCUGCCCUUGUAGCCACACUGGGCAUGUGGCUCACAGGACGCCUCUCAGGUGCCUGAUGCUGUGUACACAGGAGACCGUGGCUGUGGAAGAAUGGCCUCAGUAUUUCAAGUGUGUGUGUGUGCAGGGCUGGGAUCGAACCCAGGACCUCAACAUGCUCAGCAGUUACAAUUUUGUACGUGUGUGUGUGUGUGUGUGUGUGUGUUGGGCACUGGGGAUUGACCCCAGGGGUGCUCUACCACUGAGAUGUUCCCCCAGCCCUUUUUAUUUUUUCAUUUUGAGAGGUCUUGGUGAGCGGCUGAAGUUGACCGUAAAUUUGUGAUCCUCUUCGCUCAGCCUGCUGAGUGCUGGGAUUAUAGGUGUGUGUCACCACUCCU